This is a messenger RNA of Gongylonema pulchrum, 702 nucleotides long. The record is from the annotation of a GenBank genome assembly. Lineage: Eukaryota; Metazoa; Nematoda; Chromadorea; Rhabditida; Gongylonematidae.
AUUGAUCGCGGUGUUGUAAAUCGAAGUGCCACUCCUCCUCCAGGACCGUCCGGUAUUCGACAAAACGGGUUCACUACGACCGAUCAGGCUAUGUAUCAUAUCCAUCAAAACAUCACAUGUACCGUAAGUCCGGUGGACACACAAAACUUACCUGCUACGCAACGAACCUCUUAUCAGACAGGCAAUUUUGUGACAUGCAAUGACAACGAUAUGCCAUGUUCCGGCGAAGCAACUACACAAAAUCAACCCACUGAGAACAACAGUACUCAGGAUAUAUAUCGGUUUGUAUAUUUAGAUGCUACACCGAAAACGCGUAAAUGUCCAAGUCGAUUGUUGAAGCCGCAUGAGCGCCCCUAUAUGUGUCCGAUUGAGAACUGCGACAGACGUUUUGCGAGGUCGGAUGAAAUGACAAGGCAUGUGAGGAUACACACUGGGCAAAAACCUUUCCAGUGUCGCAUCUGUAUGCGAGCAUUUUCACGGAGUGAUCAUCUGACAACUCACGUACGGACACACACUGGUGAGAAGCCUUUCAGCUGCGAUGUUUGUGGAAGGAAAUUUGCUCGUUCGGAUGAGCGUAAGCGACACGCCAAGGUUCAUGCAAAGCAAAAAGUUGAGCUGUGUUUAUUAACUGAACAAGACUACAGCACAUUUCCUGCUUCUGAAGCCGGUAGUACAAAUCUUCAAGCUGUUAACAGUGAUUAA